GAGCACCCAAAACAGAUCACUUUGUUUGCUUUGGGACCCCUCACCAACAUAGCACUGGCCUAUCAUUUGGAUAACAAAUUGUUUGACAAUUUGGAGCAAAUCGUGUUUAUGGGCGGAACUCUUGAUUUCAACGGAAAUAUGGAUCCCGUGAAGGAGUUUAAUAUAGCGAGUGAUGUAGAGGCCUGUCAUAUAGUGCUGUCCAAUGCUAAGGACAAGUGUCCUUUCACAGCAGUUCCCAUUGAAUGCUGUGAGAGUAAUCUGAUGACCUGGGACAUUUAUGACAAAAUAGUAGCGUUGGGGACAAAGAAGUCCACAUUUGCAAAACAAGUCUUAGCCAUGGAGUACAGUAGAGUUCACCCUCAACCUGGAGCUAAAGGUAUGAUAAUGUUUGAUAUGUUGGCAAUUAUUGCACUCUUGUAUGCGGACUAUAUUGAGAACUCCACUCCAUAUAAGACAUCGAUUGAAUUGAACGGAACCCUCACGAGAGGGGAACUGGUGUUUGAUAAGAGAACGCCGGGACCUGAUGUUAAACCCAUGGACUGGACUUCGGUUAUGUUUAUCAAACACUUUAAAGAUUCAAAGUUU
Molecule: messenger RNA, 585 nt
Organism: Oppiella nova
Lineage: Eukaryota; Metazoa; Arthropoda; Arachnida; Sarcoptiformes; Oppiidae
Source: the annotation of a GenBank genome assembly